AUGUUUGCAGGUCUCCAGAACCCGCGGAAUUUCGCCGCCCAGCUCAUGAACUUUGGGCUGGUGCUGUCCACAGCAUUCAUGAUGUGGAAGGGCCUCUCCAUCGUCUCUGAUUCUCCCUCUCCCAUCGUCGUCGUUCUUAGUGGUAGCAUGGAGCCGGCAUUCCAACGAGGCGAUCUGCUCUUGCUCUGGAACCGCGAACUGAUUAGCGAAACUUCGGUCGGCGAAAUUGUUGUCUACAACGUAAAGGAUAAGGAUAUUCCCAUUGUUCAUCGAGUCGUGCGGAAAUUCGGUCAUGGCGACAAGGCAAAGUUUCUUACAAAGGGAGACAACAACGUGGCAGACGACACUGAGCUUUUUGCCAAGGGCCAAGACUACCUGGAGCGCACCGACAUCAUCGGCAGCGUGAUUGCGUAUGUACCUUUUGUCGGCUAUGUCACCAUCCUGCUGUCGGAAUAUCCAUGGUUGAAAACGGUAAUGCUGGGCAUAAUGGGCCUCAUGGUGGUGUUACAACGGGAAUAA
Messenger RNA from Trichoderma breve, 519 nucleotides. RefSeq names its product peptidase s24-like domain-containing protein. The record is from RefSeq and is a predicted model, not a curated record. Gene Ontology annotation, molecular function: serine-type endopeptidase activity. The transcript is spliced from 3 exons. The coding region runs from base 1 to 519 and encodes 172 amino acids. Lineage: Eukaryota; Fungi; Ascomycota; Sordariomycetes; Hypocreales; Hypocreaceae. Gene Ontology annotation, cellular component: membrane; signal peptidase complex.